Molecule: messenger RNA, 972 nt
Organism: Gekko japonicus
Lineage: Eukaryota; Metazoa; Chordata; Lepidosauria; Squamata; Gekkonidae
Gene: CBY2
Product: spermatid associated
Exons: 1
Coding region: 1-972 (323 amino acids)
Source: RefSeq, a predicted model, not a curated record
AUGGAUUAUAUCCCGCCGCGGGUCAAGUUGAGCGACGACACCUUUGUCUUCCUCGACGGCAAGUGGGUGAACGAAAGCUACAUCCAAUCAGCGUUCGCUUCCUCUCCGGAGAGUCUCCAGAAACACACUGGCAGGAAGAUCCGUAGUGACUGGACUCUCUGGGAGGAGAACAAGGCCCUUUGGGAAGAGAAUAAGGCCCUGCGGAUGGAGAACCGGGCCCUCCGGGAAGAGAACAAGGCCCUGCAGUGCUUGCGGAUGGAGAACAAGGGGAUUCAGGUCAUCUACGACGAGAGUCUCCAGCAGGUGCUCCAGCAAGACAAGAAGACUUUGGAAAGCCUUCCACACUUAGGGCUCCCGAACGGUAUAGAAAACAAAGCCCUUCAAGUUCUCCGAGAAGAGAACAAAGCCCUCCAGGUCUUUCAGGAGAACAAUGUCGCUUUCAAGAUCUUCCCGGACAAGGUCUUCCCUGAGAAGAAGAAAGCUGUUCUAGUCCCAGUUCUCCAGAAGGAAAAACUCACUGCCCAGUUACUAGGGAAGGAAGAGCCGGCAGUCCCCGAAACUAGCAAGGCUGUGACAGCCCAAGGAAACAGCACCAAAGCUACCCUGCCGGAGGCAGUCAAAGCCCUCUCAGAAAUGCAGGAGGAGAGCAGGACUUUGCCGGUCCUGGAGAAAAGCAAAAUCCCCAUGUCCCUGCUAGAGGAGAACGAGGCCUUCCUGACUGUCCAGAAGCUGAAACAAGUUCUGCUGUCCCUGAACCAGGCACUAAUGGAAGAAAAAGAAACCUUCCAAACACUCCAGGGAGAGAACAAAAUACUCUGGGAGGAGAACAACAAGCUGCAGGAGCAGCACAAUGCCACCAAAGGGGCGAUCCACAAGGCCCUGGCUCAGAUGGAUGCCUUGCAGCAGGAGCUGAGGGCCAUUGGCUUCCUGCUGGAGGCAGAGAAGGAAGCGAAGAAGCCGGAGAGUUGCUGA